Molecule: messenger RNA, 10873 nt
Organism: Catharus ustulatus (Swainson's thrush)
Lineage: Eukaryota; Metazoa; Chordata; Aves; Passeriformes; Turdidae
Gene: PPARA
Product: peroxisome proliferator activated receptor alpha
Exons: 8
Coding region: 2515-3921 (468 amino acids)
Biological process (GO): cell differentiation; positive regulation of transcription by RNA polymerase II; regulation of lipid metabolic process
Cellular component (GO): nucleus
Molecular function (GO): RNA polymerase II cis-regulatory region sequence-specific DNA binding; nuclear receptor activity; zinc ion binding
Source: RefSeq, a predicted model, not a curated record
AUCUUGUUUACAAAUUAUUUUAUCAAAGACUUGAAACAAUUUUAGAAGUACAGUCUUGCUUUUAAAAUGCUGUCUAGGACUUCAUUACGAGCAGCUUCUAUUCACACAGCAAAGCUGGUCAGUGUGAAGAGCAGUGAGAAGUACUUGAGCAAGAACAUGCACAGUCAAAGUUUAAAUGGAAAACUGGUGCCUACAAAGUGUUAGCCCCAUUAUGUGUGCUUUUGUGUUGAAGUCUGACUUGUAGAUGUGCAAUGAUUGAGGAGAGAGCCCCAAAAUGAGCUGUGUGAUUGUCCAUCCCGAGGCAGCUGAGGCUCGGUGUAUCAGUUGUGAGUGCUGGAAAAGGCUGGGUGUGUAUCACAGUGGGUGUUAGUCACAGCUGGAAACUGGGUAGGAAAACAAUUUAAGCUGAAUGGUUACUCAGCUAAUUGCUUUGACUAAGUCUCACAUUUACACACCCAAAGCACCCAAACUCAACGUUUUUACUUGACAGCAUGAUAGAAAUACUUGCCCUACUUCUGGGGGAGAUAAGUACAACCAGUACAAGGGAAAGAAACUGCUUGCAUUAAGGAUCCUGGAGAACUUCAAAUUUGGGAUUAGAUGAGCUCUGGGAAAUGCACUGGUGUGGACUCACAGCACCGCUACCACCAACAAAUACCCUGCUGUGUGCCACAUGCUGCCAACUCCGGAAACAUCAGCAAACUGUACUUUCCCUUUAAUUGCCUCAGCUAAAACCAAACCCAAAUCUGCUUAGCUUUGAGCUCCCCUUCAGGAGCCAUUGGACUUUGCACCAAAACAAGCACACAUGCACGACUGGCACUGCAUCUCCUCAGGUGCUCUGGAAGUCGAACUAUGUGUGUACAACCACUGCAUCUCCUUGGGUGCUCUGGCAGCUGCACAACCUGUAUACAACCACUGCAUCUCCUUGCUAAAGAGAUGUGCUUACACUUCUGGUGCAUGAGAUGCACAGGGUAUGGAGGUGAGCAGAAGCUGCACCUUCAGUUUUAAUUUCUGCACUUGGACUGAACUAUUUGCAAAGCGAAAUUAUUUAGGGCAAGCUGAUUUUUCACAGCAAUUCUUUCUUGAAAUCUGCAUAAAACUGAAGUGAAGGCCCAGAAACUUCUGCAAUUUACAUUAAGGCUACAACUAAAGCUACACAAGGAUAGGUAAGCAUUGAUGCUGGGAGAAUUGACCAGUGACAGCAAAAGCUGAUCGAGGCAUGCAAUGGAAUAAAUACAGACUGCAGAGGUGCAUAGGAGGGCACAUUUUAAAGAAAACCAAGUAGAAAUUGCUAAUAAUUGUAUUAGGAAACAAAAUCCACCAAACAUUCUGUCUUGCUUCUUUGUUGUGCUGUGUCAUGCUCAUGAACUGGCUCUUCAGGGAAGGGGCAGGUUUCCUGCAGGAUUAGUAAAGGACAGGAGAGAGUGCACUGGAAGUUACAGGAGAGAAGAGUUGGGAAUUAGAAGCAGACGUCAAAGGGGGUACAGAGUUGACGUAAAUAGAAAAGAGACUUGAGAGGGGACAGUGAAAGUUGGCUUUAGCUGGAGAGAGGGGAGAAUGAGGGCCAAAAGGUAUGUUGCAAUAGUCACUUGGGAGUAAGAUUUGAAUCACAGUUAUGGGGGGGGACUACAGGGACAGAUUUUAAGUAUAUCACUCUAAAAGAGAAUCUCAGUGACACAGAUAAAACACCAACUAGGAAACUGAGAUUAGGGAAAAGGAGAAAACAAAGGCUUCACUGAGCCAACAAAACAAAAGCAGAAACAAGUAGGAAACCUGGAUCAGAAGGAAACUUUUAAAUAGGAAAUAUUCAAAUAGUAUUCAGUCAAAGGACUGGAAAUACAGGGAUCAAUAAAUUAAAAUGCAUUAAACAAUUAAAUUAAGAGUACAUUUAUUUCCAAGGAUAAUAGGGGAAAAUCUGCCAAAAAAAGAGGAAACUUAUUCCAUCAGUCACACACUUCUCCCCAGUUCAAGAUACCAAGCAGUGAGUUGUUUUCUAAAGAUAUAUAUAAAUAUAUUGUAUUAAGCUUAACUGAUUUUUAGCAGUUCUCAGAGACCGAAAACAAAACCCACAAAAAAACCUUCUAAAUCCUGCUGAAUCUGGUAAUGCAGUGUCUAGCACAAAAAGAAAUGCAUAGAAAAGGAAACUUACACUGGAGAAAAACAUUAUUCAGAUGAGAAGGUAGGGCAAAUUUGGGGAAAAAUAGCCACAGCUGUGUUUUAAGAGUAAUUGCUUAUUCCCAUAAGGUGUUUUCAAGUCAGUAAUUUUCCUUCUGCUUCCUCUCCACCCUGCAGAAAGCUCCAGCAUGGGCCUCCCCUCAGAAAAAAGAUCUGGGACAUCCUGUAUUACUAUAAGAAAGAAUGUCAGCAGCUUUUUAUUGAUGAAGAACUGCUUGUUGUCACCAAUCUGCACAUGAAAUGGAAGGGAAAGAAUUUCUGGAAAACAACUUCUGUUUCAGUCCUGCAAGAUGCUGCAUGAAGGGUAAAAAGAAGUUUAAGUGACUGCUCUACUUGAUCAAAAUGGUGGACACUGAAAACCAGCUCUAUCCCCUUACUCCCUUGGAGGAGGAGGAUAUAGACAGCCCUUUAUCUGGAGAGUUCCUACAAGAUAUGGAGAACAUUCAAGACCUGUCCCAGUCUCUAGGUGAUGAUAGUUCUGGAGCUUUAAGUUUAACAGAAUUCCAAUCACUGGGAAAUGGUCCAGGAUCUGAUGGAUCAGUUAUAACAGACACCCUUUCACCAGCAUCCAGUCCUUCAUCCAUUAAUUUUGCCAUAGCUCCAGGUAGCAUAGAUGAAUCACCCAGUGGAGCAUUAAACAUUGAAUGUAGAAUUUGUGGGGAUAAAGCCUCAGGCUACCAUUAUGGAGUACAUGCUUGUGAAGGUUGUAAGGGCUUUUUUAGAAGAACAAUUCGUUUAAAACUCAUCUAUGAUAAAUGUGAUCGCAACUGCAAAAUUCAGAAAAAAAAUCGAAAUAAGUGCCAAUACUGUCGUUUUCAAAAGUGCCUUUCAGUUGGAAUGUCACAUAAUGCAAUACGUUUUGGACGAAUGCCAAGGUCUGAGAAGGCCAAGCUCAAAGCAGAAAUUCUGACAGGUGAAAAUUAUAUAGAAGAUUCAGAAAUGGCAGAUCUUAAAUCACUUGCCAAAAGAAUUCAUGAUGCCUACCUGAAAAACUUCAAUAUGAACAAAGUUAAAGCCAGAAUCAUCCUUGCAGGGAAAACCAAUAACAAUCCACCAUUUGUUAUACAUGAUAUGGAUACCUUAUGUAUGGCAGAGAAGACCCUGGUGGCAAAACUGGUAGCCAAUGGGAUUCAGAACAAGGAAGCAGAAGUUCGAAUCUUCCACUGCUGCCAGUGUACAUCUGUGGAGACUGUCACAGAACUCACGGAAUUUGCCAAAUCCAUCCCAGGCUUCUCCAACUUGGACUUAAACGAUCAGGUGACACUACUGAAGUAUGGGGUGUAUGAAGCCAUAUUUGCAAUGUUGGCCUCUGUGAUGAACAAGGACGGGAUGCUGGUGGCCUAUGGGAAUGGAUUUAUAACCCGGGAGUUCCUGAAAAGCCUGAGAAAGCCAUUCUGUGAUAUAAUGGAGCCAAAAUUUGAUUUUGCAAUGAAAUUCAAUGCGCUGGAUUUGGAUGAUAGCGAUAUAUCCCUUUUUGUUGCUGCCAUUAUUUGCUGCGGAGAUCGUCCUGGUCUUGUAAAUGUAGGACACAUUGAAAAAAUGCAGGAGAGCAUUGUUCAUGUACUGAAACUUCACUUGCAAAACAACCAUCCUGACGACACGUUCCUCUUCCCAAAACUUCUCCAAAAAAUGGCUGACCUCCGACAGCUGGUCACAGAGCAUGCUCAGCUUGUUCAGAUAAUCAAGAAGACUGAAUCUGAUGCACAUUUACACCCUUUACUACAGGAAAUCUACAGGGAUAUGUAUUAAGGAUUUUUAGUAUUUUUUCCACAAUAUUUAAAGACAGAGAAAUACAGAUGGGAGCAAAACUACUUGUACAGUUACAUGCAGUUCACUCAGCCCAGAGCAGAAAAAAUCUAAAACUGGGGAACUGAAGUGUUACACUUCUUUUGGUUUGGGAUCUUUUGUCUUCUUUUGAAAAAGUGCUGCAUAAAAAUACUGGUCAGAGUGCUCAAUGAAGUGUCUUACAAUGGUUCUUUUAUUUGGAAAUUUGAAGAUUGGUAAGGAAUACAUAUUUGUAUAAUAAAUCAGAAUGUUAAGUAACAGAAAUGAACAAAAUUGUAUUUUCUCUUGGCUUAGUCAUUUUAGUAUUAAGAUAACAAAUUCAGCACCUUCCUUCCAGGUAACUGCACAAUCAGAAAGAUGAUGCACUUUUGACUAAUGGUAAUUACUGAGAACCAGCUAACACAUUUUCUUAAAGCAUUCAGUCUAGGCUGGAUAUUACUGGAUAUUACUGUCCAUAUACUUCUAAAAAUUUGGAAAGAUCUUUGAUCCAUUGCUGCUUUAAUUCCAUGAAAUUACGUACAGCUUCAUCUAGUGUUACGUUGGCAUACUUAGGGUUAGCAUGUUUAAAAGAUGGUUCUCUUAUGGAAUCAAGCAAAAUCCAAAGAGUUAUCUUAAAUACAGCAGAGAUGCUCCAACAGGUGUGUCUUGAAGAGUAAACAUGAUAAACUGAUGGGACGUUUUUGUUUCAAAAGUCUUUUAAGGAAAUGUUAAAAUAACACUUAUAUUGUAUACCCUGCAUUUUUGUAGAACUUGUAAUAGCUCAGGAUGCAGUUUUGACAUAAAAAUAUUAUUUUGAAUUAGCAAGAGUUUUGGAGAGACUGAAAAAUCUGAUCCUACCCCAGGGAAAAAAAAAAAAAAAAACCACAAAAAAAAAACUUUUAAACUUUCCAGCAGUGAUUCUUCACUCUACUGCAAAGGAAUGAUUGGAUAGGAAAGGCACCAGCUUCCUUUAAGUGUCUUGGCAGUAUAGUUGUUAGGACCUGUUUACUCUUCUGAUGAAUACACUGCUUAAUUUUGGAUAUAUUUCUAUACCUUCUUUGGCCUCAUUGAUAGAAGUAUUUGGUACUUGUUUUCACCAGAUUUUGUCUGUGUGGAUAAGGUGACAAUAAUAUCAAGAGCAGUGCUUGCAUGUGUCAGACUCUGUCAUAGUACGAAAGGCAGCACAGAUGAGAGUAGGUUUAUCAUGAUUCUAGGAGUAAACUGAUUUUUAGAACAACACUUUCUGUGCUCCUGGUGCAAAAUAAGCCACAAGGAAAUGGCUUCCUGACUUUGCCACUUCGUGGGUUCUUUUCUCAGAGAGCUGCCCAGAACUGCCGGCUGCAUGCAAGGCACUCUGCUGUUUCUCUUUCGUUUCUUUGAUAUGGUAAAUUCACAUAAUUACCUCCUAAUUUUACUUUCUGUUUCACAAUAAUGAGGUCUCAGGAGCAAUCCCAGCAUUUUCACUACAGUUAAGCUUUCAGUGGCACAGGAGGAUAAUUUGUACUUGUUUUGUUGUGGCACAUUUGAACACACCAGAAUCUUCACUGCAAGGAUUGAGUGAUGAAGUAACAACAUCACACUGUCGUUCCUAUUUCAGAGACAUUGCUUGUUUCUGUCCAGACCCACAGGCACACCUGGACGCUGGAAAAAUUGCAGGUUUAAAAGCAACUUGGGGUUUAUCUGAGCAAUGAUUGUGGCACAAGUUAUAGAUAAAUAUAGAUAUGUUUAGUGUAAAAUAUUGAAGCACAGGCCUCAAAUUUGGUGACCAUUUAGGGCAGGAUAGAAACAGUAACUGCAUGUGCACAAAACUUGCCUUCCCUUCCCUGUUGCCAGCAGGAAGAACAGGCCUCAAACACUCAGAGAGGAAUGUUGGUCUUGCCAGGAAUUCUCAGAUGAGAAAUGGGCUGCCUUUUGUGUCCCAGAGCAGCACACAGUGUGCCCUCAGAAACAAAGGAUUUUAGGAAUGCUGCUGCUUUAUUCUCCCAGCCAACCCUAUUUCACUGAGGAAUUGUGGGGUUUAGGCUGUGGAAAUAAUUGAUCUGCAAUAUUGCUGAUGCAAAAAGUUAUCAAAAUACCAGCCAUUCUGGAAUGAUGUUCUGAAACUGUGGGAACCAACUUUUAGUUUAUCUUCUAAAAAAAAAAAAAAUGAGUAACUUGAAUUUUUUUCCCCCCAAAGCUCAGAUCUUUGCAAAGGGCACAUUUCAAAGUUGUAUUCCAUAGUCUAGGUGUACUGUAGGUUAUCAGGAAAAUCAGACACAGUCAGUGUGCAUAACUAUUUUUCCAGCACUUGUUCUCAAAAGUGGCUAAAACACUUUAGUACCACUUAAAAACAUGGAAAAUUAAUAAUAAAUACUUAAACUCUCAACAAAGCUAUAAAGAAUUGCAAAUAGAGUAACUCAGUUAAAGACAUAGCAUUUUAUUUUUCUGUUUUAGCAGCUGCUUGUGACAAGAUCCUGUUAUUAGAAUGAGAAAAGUGCAUAAUUUUUUUAAUUUUAAAACCAAUACAUUUUUAACUACUUCCUUGGACGUUAAAAGUUUAAUUUCUGUUUUAAAUUAAAUUGCAGACCCUUAAUGAGAAAAGAAAAAAAAUUAAAGAGAACACAUCUCUGAAUUACAGAAAUAUGAACAAGAUGUUAACACAGCCUAAAAUUCUGGAUGGAUUCCACUGCACAUUCCCACAGUCACUUCAAAGAGUGGGACAGGGCAGACAAUUCCUUUCCUGAGAAUUAAUGAGCAAAAGAACUUCUCAUUUCUACUUUAUGUUUUUAAGGAGUUACAUUUGCUCCUUCAGGAGGUGAGUACAGCAGGUUUUGGGCAAGGAGAUUUUAAAGUUACUCUGUUUAUGUGGAUUUUUUUUAAAAAAUUGGAAACCAAACUAGUCUCAGAUCUAUUUCUGAUCUAUUGUUUCAGCAUCUCCCCUAUGUGCAGAUAAACUAAUACUUUAAAAUAACCCAUCUGUGGAGGGAAGAAAAGUGAUCAGAUUUUAGGAGUUAAAUGGUAUUAAAGAUUUAGUGGCUCAUCAGGUAAUCAGUUUGGAUCUGAUUCUUGCCAACAUAACUCAUUUUACUGUCAUAGCAUGGAAGAAUUCUGGUUAGCAACCAGGCCCCAUAAACAGCUUAAGGCAAGAGACAGCAGAUGCACAGAGGAAGGUCCUGGGAAACAAUGGUAAGACUUACUUAAGUUUUCAGCAAACCUAGAGAUUACUCGUUUUGAGCAUUGUUUGGGGGGGAGAAAUAUUUAUUUAUUUUUUUAUUCUGGUGCCCUAGGUACUUUUUGUCAAAGGGUAAGGGGAGAAGAAAAGGAAGGUUUUGUGCCAAGCAUUAGAGAAAUCUGAUAUUCAUUCUUCUCUCCUCCUUAAAUAUUUCCUUUAAAACUGUUUUUAAAAAGUUUGUUACUUUGUACCUUCCCAAAUUUCCGAUCCCACUUUUGCUUUAAACACAAACUGACACCUGAUAGGAGAGUUUCCACUUAUGGAAACUGCAUCUUUCGUUGCAUUUAAAGAAACCGUGUUUUGCGUUAAUUGCCAUUUCCAUGUGCCUUUGUGCUUUGGUUCCAGCAGCUGCUGCCGAGCUGAAGUGCUGCCAGAGAGCAGAGUUUUGCAUUAUUCCUGCCCCACGCAGAUCUUGGAAAUACCAGCAGUUGCACUAAGCCCAUUCUCAUGAGAGAGCUGGCACAAGGCUGCACAUCAAAGAGCUUAUAAUAAGCAUCUAAACAUUUGUUUGUUUAUUCAAACUGCUGAAACUUGGGGAGAUUUAUUCAUCACGAGAGCUGGGUCACAUACGAUUGAGUUUGAAUUUCCUCCUUAUUCCUGAUGGAAAGCCUGGACAAGCUUAGGCCCAUCUGAGGCAGAGCAGCUGGGGGAUAUCCUGCUGUGGCUGCAGAGGAACAGUUUCAGUCUCUCCUGAAAAGCUCCCUGUGACUUAGCUGAGAAUCUGCAACUGCAUUUGACAAAUGCAUUUGCAGCUGUCGUGGUACUGUUUAAGCAUAAGGUCUUACAAAUAAUGGUCCCUCUCAGAAACCCCUCAUCCUUUAGGAAGUGUUGGAAUGUAAGGUGGAGCAUGGUAUCUGUGCUUGCUUAUGUCCCAAGUGCUUUCCUGAUAAUCAGUUGCAUAUUGUUUUUGUAUUUAGGUUUAAUCAGCUUUAUUAUCCUUCUUUUACUGGAGAUUUAAAUUAUAUGUGGGUUUGAGAUGAGAUUAUUGAUAUGUAAUGUGUCGUGGGAUUUUUUUAAAAUUUAAUGUAAUAGCAUUUCUUCCUGUUUCAGUUUAUAAAAUACAAGAAUAUAAUUGCAAGGUAUAAACUUUCACUAAAUUAAUUACAGAGGUGCUUAAAGAAAAAUGUGUAAAUUAUUUAAUUUAAAUAUUUGUUACAUACUUUAUCUUGUGAACCCUUUGUACAGUGAGGAAGUAUUUACUUUUAUGGGCUAAGGAUGAAGGGGCUGAUGUCAAAGAAAAUUGCUAUUUAUUCCUGUCUGGUCUUUUAUUGCUGUAUCAUUUGUGAAGAGCUAUCACAAGUUCUUCAAAGUUAUCAGUGUUUGGUGUUGACAAUUAUAACAAAACUUUAAAAUAUAUUUUCACAUAGAGCACAGACUUCCUUUUAUUUAAUUUUAAUAAAAACAAGUCUAGUUGAGGAAUAGCUGCAAUCCCAAAAUCGAGGUUUUAACUCAAGUUCACCAAUAGGAAAAAUAGUGUGUAGAACUGAUUUCAUCUUUGUUUUGCAGCAUAGUAGCUCAUUUUCCUUUGGAAAGAGCUAAAAAGAAGCUGCAUUUGGUUCGUGCACUACUGCUAGUGUUUUCUGAGGAGCUGACUUGUGGCUCACUGGGAAUAACAACAUGUACUCAGGAUUAUUCCCUGCCACCUGCCCUGAGGCCAGCCUGCUGCUUUUAUAGAUGUAUUUCAAACAUGAUUUGGCAGCGCAAAACAAGAUGUUGAAAUGGCAUUAUUGGCUUCCCUACAGGAGGGUUCCUGUGGGAUUUUAAAUAGAAUUCAGAGUCUGCUCGUAGGGAUUCUGUGUCUGGUGCAUGCAGGUGUGACAGUCUGUGCCUACAGCAUCCAGCUAAGGAAAUCUGAUACAGGGAUGAAGGUACCUUUCAAAGGUUUCUACUUUUUAUUUUGCCGUAUGAAUCACCAAACACAGUAGCUAUCACGAGCACAAUCUAUUACAAAUGUUCUAGCUAUCAUUUGUACUUAGUGCUUUUUAUUUGUAACAUAUAACAUUUUAUUUCCUCAAAUUGCUGCAGCUUGGCAUUUUCACUUCAUCAGUGUCACCACACAAGUAUGUUGUCUCCUAAGGUGUUUGUGUCAUGUUUGCAUAAGCUGUGCUGCACUUCCCUGUGCUAACCUGCAGCCACUUCCUUCACACUGUCACUUCUCAUGGCACAAACCAACUGUGUAACUGAGCCCACCCUAAGGAAGGCUGUUUACUCCUUUAUUUUUUCCAUUGUGCUCACAGGUUUUUAAAAUCUUUUUCUGCUUUGGAAGCUGGGGUGUUUUUUAGCUUGAGCUCCUUUAUUGUGUCAGAUUCCAUUGUUGUGGAUGUUUCGUAAUGGAAUUCCUGUUGCAAGGACCUCGAUUUCAGAUGAGCUGCCUCUGCCAGGGGAUAGGCAGCAUGCACAAGAGAUGGAUCUGAUUACAGGCUGGACCUUAAAUAAGGACUGCAAGAUCACGCACGAGGUAGUUGAAGUAGUAGUAGUAGUAUUUUGAUGUGUUUUCUCAGGUUGGAUAUGCAGGUAAUCCCUAUUGUGGUAAAGGCACCAGCCUUAUUCUCAAUGGCAGGAGUUUAUGGCGUUCUUUCCACUUGAAAGAAAAAGAUUGGCAGGACGGGGAGGUCCUGAGCCGCUGAAAUGCCGGCGGCACAGCAGUGCUGUGUUGCACUCGGGGUGUGUAGGAGUGCAGUGUCCCAGGAGCCUGUGUGGGAUGUGCUGCCGAGCUGGGAGCGAGUCACCCCGGCCCUCCUGCAGGGGACUCACUCGCCAGCAGCCAGCCCUGCUCGCCCCGGCCCAUCCAGGGGCUGGCACGGCUCAUUCCCGCACAGAACAGCUCUCCCUAUGGAGUCACUGUGCCUCGGCCCUUCGCUGCUAUCGAUGUGCUCCAGAACCCCCUCUGAGUGCUUUGACAGAGUCUGGUUUAGCAGCUUCUCUGGGAGCUGCCUCCCGUGCAGCUCCUGCUGCUCCACAGCUCUUACAAAGAGUUGCUCAGAAUUUUCUCUAGGAAUGCGGCAUCACAGCUUAAGCGCCCUGGGAUGCUGAAGCCCUCCGGCACAUCUUAAAUGGUUUGUUAUCUGGUAGGACAUAAAAAAAGCACUGUGUUGUUAAUGUUGCCAAACCCUUUUCAGUAGAGCUAACAAGUGUUUCAUUUAAUCAAGAUACCAAUAUUAAAGAGAAAACAAAACAGCUUAUUGUUCCCAGUCAUCUGCUUUUUAGGAGGUUUUGGGUUCAUUUUACUACAGUAAAUACAGAAUGUAGAACGAGCAGACAUUUCCUGCAAGGAGUAGUCAAACCUAAUUCGCAUGGAAUGCUUGUUUCCCAGUAAAAACCGCUAAUUCGAGCCAAGUUCCCAAGUUUCCUUCUAUUAGAACAAUGCAAAUGACACUUCCAAGGACGAAUGGAUGCCCUGGUCUUGCAGGGAUUUUUAGGAAAGACAACGUAUCUUGCACUUGUGAAUGUUAAAAUCACAUCUAGCUACUUACAAUGACACAUUCUCAAACGUUACCAGCCUACUGAUCUAGGAUGAAAAAACUUGAACUAAACAUUUUUUUUCUUUUUUACAUUCUGAUUUUUUCCACUUUCUUUAAAAAUAAGAUGUUGAAUUCACGGUGUUUUUAUAGAGACUGGUAGGAACCUCUGUGCUUUAAUCCUUUCAGACUGAAUGUAAACCAACUUAAUUUGAAACACAGUUUUGCCUUAAUGGUUUUAAAAAAAUAAAGUAUUUUUAAAAGUGAA